Molecule: messenger RNA, 1566 nt
Organism: Eutrema salsugineum
Lineage: Eukaryota; Viridiplantae; Streptophyta; Magnoliopsida; Brassicales; Brassicaceae
Product: zinc finger CCHC domain-containing protein 8
Exons: 10
Coding region: 131-1468 (445 amino acids)
Cellular component (GO): catalytic step 2 spliceosome
Molecular function (GO): zinc ion binding; RNA binding
Source: RefSeq, a predicted model, not a curated record
ACCAAUAAAAGCUUCUCUUUUGAAUCCCCACAGAUCUAUCUCUCAUCGCCAUUCUUCUUCUUCUUCAUCACUCUCGUCAGUCUGGUGUCUGACACAAUUUUGUUUCCCGUUGAUAAAGGGUAUUUAAAAAAUGGCAGCUUCAAGCGGCUCUGGUUUGGAAGGUCAGAAAAAUGACAUCAAUUCUGAUGUGAAUGGGGAAAGGGAUAUAGACAUGGAGGAAGACAUGGAUCUAACAGAAGAUGAUUUCGGAAAUGUGUCUGGCCAGUUUCUAGGUGAAACAUCAAUAGUGGAUGCUGUCAAUGUGAGUGUUGACACCGUGAAAGUGGAUGUUAGUUCUAAAACUGGUGUUAAAAGAGCCAGAACAACCUCUGACGAACAACAACCUUCAGUUCAUGUUACUUAUAAACACUUAACAAGAGCUAGUAAGCAGAAGCUGGAAAGUUUAUUACAGCAAUGGUCAGAAUGGGAGGCAGAACAAAAUUCUUUGUCCCAGGAUCAAGAACAAGUAGUAGAAUCUGGUGAUAAAACAUAUUUUCCUGCUUUGCGUGUGGGAUUGCAGAAGACAUCAUCUGUGUCAUUUUGGUUCGACUACCAAACUGGUCGCAAUUCCUUAAAGGAGUUUAUUCCAGUGGAAAGUAGCACUACUCCUCUUUAUAACCGUGGAUUUCCAAUUGGUUUAGAUUCAGCCAAUGGUUUGAGUAACUCAGAAGGAGGCUUGGAGAUUAUUGAUGAUCCUCCACGUUGCUUCAAUUGUGGCGGUUACAGUCAUUCUAUAAGAGAAUGUCCAAAGCCUUUUGAUCGAGCAGCUGUUAGUAUUGCACGGAGACAACAUAAAAGCAAGAGAAAUCAGACUCCUGGUUCUCGUUUACCGUCUAGAUACUAUCAGAGCCAUCAAGGUGGAAUAUAUGAUGGCUUGAAGCCAGGCUCACUUGAUGCAGAGACACGUCAGCUUCUUGGUCUAGGGGAACUCGAUCCUCCUCCUUGGCUUCACAGAAUGCGAGAGAUUGGGUAUCCACCGGGAUAUUUAGCUGUGGAAGACGAUCUUCUCUCGGGGAUCACAAUAUUUGGAGAGGAAGAGACUAAAGCACAAGAAGAAGAAGUAAAGACUGAGGAUGGUGAAAUCUUGGAAACAGAAAGCCCUCAAGAGCCGCAAAUGAAAAAGACAGUCGAGUUUCCGGGGAUUAACGCACCCAUCCCGGAAAACGCAGAUGUGUGGCUAUGGGAACAGAGGAAAAACUCAGGACAUGCUUACUAUCAUGAUCACCAUCAACCACGAGAUUAUAGAGGCGAAAUGGGUCCUCCAGGUGUUGAACUGUCGUCAAGUUAUCCUCCAAGGUAUGGCAUUAGACCAAGAAGCCCUGGCUUUGAAAAAUCGGAGUCAGAGAGAAGGUAUUAUUACUCUUCGUAUGAUUCGAGUUUGAAGGAGAGGGGUGAUAGUGAUCCAUAUAGAUUUAGCAACAGAAGAUGAGUUAAUGAGUGAAUGUGGGAUGUAUAUUGUAAUGUUUAGGGAAGAAUUAUUGUAACAGUUACAUAGUAGCAACGCGUUGAAUUCAAGAAGCUUUCUGA